AUGACGGGAAACACUCAGGGAACAGAUCUAAAACCAGCCAAGGCCAGAGGAGCACAGCGAUGUCUAAAUGUUAUUGUAGUUUACCUCAUCCUUCUGACUGCACUGAAUGCCUUCCUCCUUUACAAAGUGUUUUCAAUUAAGUCUAGUAGUCUCUCCUCCUCUGGCUCCAGGACAGCCAAGCUGACUGAUAAUCACAUCCCCCUGGGGACGGACCAGGAGGAGGACCUCCAUACCCUUGCCAGAAACACCAGCCUGGAGACCACUUCUCUCAGAGGAGACCUGGGGAGGUUACAUACCCAAGUGUCCAGCCUCUGUGGGGAGGAUGGCCAGCUGGGCCAGCUGAGAGCUAACGCCAGCACCACUCUCCUUCAGGACACAGUGAAAGCAUUCAGAUUACUCAAAGCUCCACCAGGCCCACAGGGACCUAUUGGUCCACCUGGUGCGAGGGGAGUACCUGGUGAGAGGGCAGACAAGAGAGAAACGGGAGACCCUGGAGUUGAUGGCCAGACUGGAGCCAAGGGAGAAGCAGGGGAACCAGGACCCAAAGGCGGUGCAGCUAUUAACUGUUCAGGAACCCCUGGGCUGCCAGGACUACAGAUACCAAAGGUGGAUAAGGGACACAUUGGUUUACCAGGGAUACCAGGCCAGAAUGGGAUCAAAGGGGACACUGGAGCCCAGGGGAGUGAUGGUGUACAGGGGGCCCCUGGUUUGAAGGGUUACACAGGGCCGACAGGACAACCUGGACCCAUAGGACCUGAAGGUGAAUUUCACCCUGUCUCUGAGAAUGGAACAAGAGGACUUGUUGGAUUUCCAUGGUUGCCGGGAAGUCAUGGACUACUAGGUCCACGUGGAGAGAAGGGUGAAAGAGCAGCUGGACCAGGAAUCGGUAGGAUCUGGUUUGAUGACCUGCAAUGCACAGGCAGAGAGGCCAGUGUGUUUGACUGCCCUCACAACGGCAUGGGCAUCAACAACUGUCAACACAACGAGGACACUGGGGUGCAGUGUGUGUGAGUGUGUCCUGGAUCAUAGCCGCACAGAAAGAGAGAGACACACACACAUACACACAUACUAAAGUAUGUACACACAUAUAUUAACAUGUCACAGAUGGUAAUUAAGCUUAUUGAGACUUGUUACAUCUACUGUAUCCUAUCUUUUUUAACAUUAAUAAAUCAUUGUUGAUAUAAACUUGGCAUUUAACUAACAUGUAGCUAACUUAGGCCUACCCAUUGUCUUACGUCAGAUGGUGUCACUCCUACGUGACGCUCGUCCUUCAACCCAUCUGUCUUGUAGGACGUGGAACUCAUCUUAAAAAAUCUAGAUUUUGCUCAUCCGCCGAACACUAGUUCCUAACUCUAUGACGUAUCUAUGACGCACUGACUACUACGAUGCUUGAUCAGCUGAGCAAACUUGCCCCAGCUAGGAGACUAGUGCUAACUUGUUUGAAUGGCCAUUACUGUAGCUAGUUUGCCAGCUUGUUGAUGAAUAACCAAGAAAUCAGCAUGUAUCUGAUUCUAACAGCUGGCACUGUGCCU
This is a messenger RNA of Coregonus clupeaformis (lake whitefish), 1532 nucleotides long. Its product is annotated as macrophage receptor MARCO-like. Gene Ontology annotation, cellular component: membrane. The transcript has 12 exons. Lineage: Eukaryota; Metazoa; Chordata; Actinopteri; Salmoniformes; Salmonidae. The record is from RefSeq and is a predicted model, not a curated record. Bases 1 to 1011 code for a protein of 336 amino acids.